Molecule: messenger RNA, 1042 nt
Organism: Carcharodon carcharias (great white shark)
Lineage: Eukaryota; Metazoa; Chordata; Chondrichthyes; Lamniformes; Lamnidae
Gene: mcrip2
Product: MAPK regulated corepressor interacting protein 2
Exons: 5
Coding region: 284-784 (166 amino acids)
Source: RefSeq, a predicted model, not a curated record
GAAUAAUGGGUUAGGUCGGGUGAUCCGGGUUGAUGGGUUGGGUGGCCCUCGGCGUUGGAUUGGGUUGGAGUUUGGGGGGUCCCGGAAGGAUGCGUUGGGUGGUCUCAGGGAGUGGAACUGAGCUGGGGUUAGGUGUUCUUCGGUUGACGUUUAGAGUUCCCGAGAGCUGGCUUUAGGGGCGGGUCUCGGUGAGGCUGGUCAGGGGGUGGGUCCCUGUCAGCCGGGGAGGUGCUGACUCUGUCCGGGCCCGGACUGCGUUGCAGUAGAGAGGCUGACGCUGACCAUGUACACCAUUACCCGGGGACCCAGCAGGCUGGCAACACAGCGUCGGACGGGUCCAUCCCAGCAGAUCGAAGCCAAAUCCAGCUGCGACCUCAAGCAGAAGCCGGCGGGGAGUUGCCCAGCACCGAAGCUGGUGUUUAACCGAGUGAAUGGGAAACGCUGUCCAACACCAGGAAUCACUGACACUCGGGAAGAGGAGCACACACCAGCUCAUGAGGAGAAUGUCCGGUUUGUUUACGAAGCAUGGCAGCAGGUGGAAGAAGAGCUUGGAGCCAGUCAGCAACUGGAGAAUGGGCAGUGCGCUCAUGGGCCGGUGCAAUACGUGGAGAAAACACCAAACCAGAACUUGAAGAAUGCUCUGUCAAAAUACAGUACAGGAUCCCUUAAAUGUGUCUGUGGGACGGAUGGUGUACCCUUAACCAUGUCGGAUUGGACACAAACAGAAAAUGUUGGAAAAACUCAGCAGGUCUGGCAGCAUCUGUGGAGAGAGAGAGAGAGUUAACAUUUCGAGUCCAUAUAUCUCUUCAGAGCUAAAGAGAUGUAGAAAUGUGAUUAAUUUAAUACUGUUUAAGAGGGGGUACAGCAGAUGGAGCAAAAUAGGUUAGGGAUAGGUAAUAGCCCAGAGAUUGACAAAGUUGUCAUGGACACAAGACAAAGGGAGUGUUAAUGACUAAAGAAGGUGCUGAUAGUGGCAUAAAGGUAAGAUAGCAGAAUGUGUUAAUAGCAGAACAAGGGUCAACACUCUGUGAAAGCACAACUU